GAGGAGGAGGAGGAGGAAGAGGGAGGAGGGAGCAGCAGCAGGAGGAGCAGCGGGAGGAGCAGCAGCCGCCGCGAUGCCGAGCAAGAAGAAGAAGUACAAUGCGCGCUUCCCCCCGGCGAGGAUCAAGAAGAUCAUGCAGACGGACGAGGAGAUCGGGAAGGUGGCGGCGGCCGUGCCGGUCAUCAUCUCCCGGGCCCUGGAGCUCUUCCUGGAGUCGCUGCUGAAGAAGGCCUGCCAGGUCACCCAGGCCCGCAACGCCAAGACCAUGACCACCUCGCAUCUGAAGCAGUGCAUUGAGCUGGAGCAGCAGUUUGACUUCCUGAAGGACCUGGUGGCCUCGGUGCCGGACAUGCAGGGAGACGGAGAGGACAACCACGUGGAUGGGGACAAGGGAACCCGCAGGGGCCGGAAGUCCGGCAGCGGGCGGAAGAACGGCGGAGCCGGCGGGAAAGGGAAGGAUAAGAAGCAGUCGGGGACGGACUCCGAGCAGGAGGACGACUCGGAGGGCACGGAGACGGACGGGGAGGAGGAGACGGCGCCGCUACCGCCCCAGGCCGGCAGACCCCCCCCGCCCCGGUUCCAGAGCCCCCCGACCCCUUUCCUGCCUUUCACCUCAACCCUGCCCCUGCCCCCGCCGCCCCCCGCUCCCGCCGCUGCUGACGAAGAAGAAGAUUAUGACUCAUAGCCCGCCCCCCCCCAGCCCCGCACCCCCUUUUAGUU
Ornithorhynchus anatinus (platypus) is the source of this 720-nucleotide messenger RNA. RefSeq names its product DR1 associated protein 1 (gene DRAP1). Gene Ontology annotation, molecular function: core promoter sequence-specific DNA binding; transcription corepressor activity; RNA polymerase II general transcription initiation factor activity. Gene Ontology annotation, cellular component: nucleus; negative cofactor 2 complex. Lineage: Eukaryota; Metazoa; Chordata; Mammalia; Monotremata; Ornithorhynchidae. The record is from RefSeq and is a predicted model, not a curated record. The coding region runs from base 74 to 685 and encodes 203 amino acids. The transcript has 7 exons. Gene Ontology annotation, biological process: negative regulation of transcription by RNA polymerase II; positive regulation of transcription by RNA polymerase II; transcription by RNA polymerase II.